Messenger RNA from Hemicordylus capensis (graceful crag lizard), 2578 nucleotides. Its product is annotated as beta-1,3-galactosyltransferase 2. Gene Ontology annotation, cellular component: membrane. The record is from RefSeq and is a predicted model, not a curated record. The coding region runs from base 868 to 2226 and encodes 452 amino acids. The transcript is spliced from 3 exons. Gene Ontology annotation, molecular function: N-acetyl-beta-D-glucosaminide beta-(1,3)-galactosyltransferase activity. NCBI's taxonomy places the organism in Eukaryota, Metazoa, Chordata, Lepidosauria, Squamata, Cordylidae.
GCUACUCCCAAGAAGCAAGGUGCUCUUGCACUUACUGUGCAGUGUGCUAUAUUAGAACCCAAAAAGCUUUCAUUACAAAAAUCACACUGUACUGGCACUGGAUGUGUACCCUCUAUCGAACAGAAGCAAAAGCUUUAAGCUCUUUGGCUGCCUUAGGAUUUAGUCCAAAUGAAUGCAAACUAUCACGUGGGACACAGCCAAGCAAUGACGUGAAAUUCUGCUCUGUCAGAAGACAGCAUCUGUCAAAGCCCACAUUUAAACUGCUGCUUGCUUGAGCAGCAGCUGAGGAACUAUGGACUGGAUUUUGCAGAACAAAACCCUCAGCUAAAACCCUUUUUCUUCCUUUUAAAAAACCACCCCCUUUUGGUUACUGCCUAGCAACAAUGAAGAGAGGUAAAUUCCAUUAUCAGAUGCAAGCGAACAGCUCCAGAUUCUAGCUCUUGCUGCUUUGCCGGGCAUCACCACUAGAAAUAUGGAUACUGAAAAGAGAACACAGCACUGCAUUGAGAAACAAGGGAAACAUCAAGUGUAAAAGCUCCAGUGCUUCCAUUGUCAGCAGCCCACAAUGCCGGUUGGAACAGAAGCAAGUGCUGCAGCUAUCUCUUGAACGAUGCCCAGGGAAAAAAUUGAGACGAGCACACUGGUGAGCAGGGAAGGUAACCGAGCAGGAAGCAUACAGAUGGACACCCUGGAUACUGUGAAAAGCAGUCGCAGGCAGCAGGCUGCUGGGGGGGAAGAUGUGUGCAUGGCCGAUAGCAUCUUUUUGGCUGAAGGGAUGGCGUGCCAAAAGUAUUUGCAGCGGGUAUAAUCUUCUCAUCACAAAUGGCCUGACCAAGGAAGAGCUGACUAUUCGCUAACUAUUUGUCUAUGAAAGAAGAUGACCAAGAAAUAGCAGUGGAUCCAAAACAAAGCCUUUCCUUCAAUCAUUCUCACAUUCCAUUACUGGAUAUUUACAACAUGCUUCAGUGGAGAAGGCGGCAUUGCUGCUUUGCCAAGAUGACCUGGAAUACCAAGCGGUCCCUGUUUCGCACCCACUUCAUUGGUCUACUUUCUCUCAUGUUCCUUUUUGCUAUCUUUCUGUUUUUUAAUCAUCAUGACUGGCUGCCUGGCAGAGCUGGAUUCAAAGAAAACCCUGUGGCUUACACAACACGAGGAUUUAGAUCGACCAGAAGCGAAACAAACCACAGUUCACUGAGGACCAUUUGGAAGGAUGCAGUCCCACAGACCCUCAGGCCACAGACUAUUACUAAUGCCAACAAUACAGAACUGUCCCCUCAAGGAGUUACUGGUUUAGAGAACACGCUCAGUGCCAAUGGGAGUAUUUACAAUGCGAGAGGCACUGGACAUCUGACUUCAUAUCAUUUUAAGUAUAUCAUCAAUGAGCCUGAAAAAUGUCAGGAGAAAAGCCCAUUUCUAAUACUGCUCAUAGCUGCAGAACCAGGCCAAGUGGAAGCUCGACAAGCUAUUAGACAAACCUGGGGGAAUGAGAGCCUGGCACCAGGGAUCCAAAUCGUUCGGAUUUUUUUGCUGGGUUUAAGUAUUAAGCUAAAUGGAUACCUUCAGCGAGCCAUUCUGGAGGAAAGUAGGCAAUACCAUGAUAUUAUUCAACAAGAGUACUUAGACACAUAUUACAACUUAACAAUCAAAACACUCAUGGGGAUGAACUGGGUGGCCACCUAUUGCCCAAACGUUCCAUAUGUUAUGAAAACUGACAGCGACAUGUUUGUCAAUACAGAGUAUCUAAUACAUAAGCUUUUGAAGCCAGAAUUGCCUGCCCGACACAAAUACUUUACAGGCUAUCUAAUGAGGGGGUAUGCGCCCAAUCGGAACAAAGACAGCAAGUGGUACAUGCCACCUGAUCUAUAUCCGAGUGAACGCUACCCAGUAUUCUGCUCUGGAACUGGCUAUGUGUUUUCUGGAGAUUUAGCAGAUAAAAUUUUUAAGGUAUCAUUGAGUAUCAGACGUUUGCAUUUAGAGGAUGUGUAUGUGGGCAUCUGUCUUGCCAAGCUGCGAAUUGACCCAAUGCCCCCACCCAAUGAGUUUGUCUUCAAUCACUGGCGGGUUUCUUAUUCCAGCUGUAAAUACAGUCACCUAAUUACCUCCCAUCAGUUCCAACCUAGUGAACUGAUCAAAUACUGGAACCAUUUACAACAGAAUAAGCACAAUGCCUGUGCCAAUGCAGCAAAAGAAAAAGCGGGCAAGUACCGUCAUCGUAAACUGCACUAGAAGGGAUGCUCCUCCUAAAAGUAUUUAUGUGCAAUUUGUAAAAAUAUGGAUGAAAGCAUGUACAGUGGGGGUGGGAGGGGAUGGUGCGCUUAAGGAGGACAGUCUAUUUAAGAACAAGCACUUAAUGAGGUUUGAAAAUUAUUUUUUUAAUUUAAAAGGAAAAAAAUCUAAUUCUCAAAAAUAUUAUGGUGGUGGAAGUAUUAACCAAAAGGUUUUCAAAAUUUGGGAGAAAAGAGAAAAAAGGUAUCAAGAUACUUGUGUUAAUGUGCAAUAAUAAGCAUGCACACUUUGGUGGUACAAUUGCUAUUUUAUGUGCCAAUAAAAUUUAACUGUGCAAAUUUUCCAUACUAAA